Messenger RNA from Dichomitus squalens LYAD-421 SS1, 4321 nucleotides. RefSeq lists its product as uncharacterized. The record is from RefSeq and is a predicted model, not a curated record. The transcript has 7 exons. Bases 331 to 4143 code for a protein of 1270 amino acids. NCBI's taxonomy places the organism in Eukaryota, Fungi, Basidiomycota, Agaricomycetes, Polyporales, Polyporaceae.
CUGCUAGCCUGCAACAUGUCUGGGUAUCUGGAACUGUCGCCGCCGCCCGGUCUAGACUAGUAGAGCGUCUUUGGCGACUUGAAUGAAAACACGCGUUCUGUGCAUUCCACCCCAAAGCCCUACUGGGCAGGACGAAUAUCCGAAGCACCGCCAAUGCGUCGUCCAUGAUAGAGAUUCUGCUGUGGACAGCCCCACGACGAUGAUGGACGAGCAAGAGGAGGAGCGUUGCUGGGAAUGGAGAUGGAGAAGGCGAUAACAGGGCGACGCCGGUGCACUUGCCGCAUUUGAGUUCAUCGCAAUCGGCGGGUCCCAAGGCAGCACGCUGCAACCAUGCGUGACCUCCACUCUCCUCGGCGAACCUUAGAUGAGCUGCGGCAGGAUGCGCGAUCUCCUCAUAACCCCCAAUCUCUCGCCUCCGUCCCGGAUCCAGCACUCCUAUCCCCACGCCAUCCGAACCUUCCGCACCAGCGGUCACCCCCCGGGGCUUUCCCUCCUCGAAAUGACCUCGCUGUACGCCCUCUACUUGCACCUAUGGCUCGAGCGCCACGCAUCGAAACCGCCUCGAGACGAGCUAAGGAUCUUCCGCGCGACCCCACAUAUUGGGUCGACCAAGACCUGCUGUCGUUCGUGAGCCUGCACUACCCUCCAAUCGAGGCCUCGCCGCUAUCGAGCGUCAUCGAGAAACACAAACUCACCCCUCAGGCUCUGUGGUAUCUUCAAGACAGCCACGAGCAUCUUUCUACGAUCGCGAAGGAUGAAUCCUUGAAGGAGACACUAUUGAAGCUUGCAGAAUCCGUGCAGCCCGCCGUUUCUCCUACUACUCCCCGCGUCCGCCAUGUGAGGAGGCUGUCCGAAGACCUCCUACGACCUCCGCCACCGUCACCGCCCCCUGCUGUGCCGUCACCACCACCUCCGGAAGAACCAGUGCUGGAGGACGACGACGACGUCGCCGAGAGCAUAGUGAGUGAUUGGGCAUUCGACGAAGACAGGGAUGUCGACGACAACUCAGCGCCGGCUGCGGGCGAAUCGUCUGCGCCCGCCGACACUGCCCCCGUUCCAGGAUCCCCGGUCCAGGGUCUCGGUCUUCACACAGGUGAAGAACGCUCCGACGUCCCCGAAACCGCACAACCUCCACAGCCGGAAUCCACAGGCGGGGUCGACCUCAUGACCUUCGAGGACGACUCCCAGCAGGAGAUGACGCCUUUGCAGGCUACGUCCCAACCGCCCGCCGCAGCACCAGUGAACGCGGACGCCGACCACGCUCCCGCCGCUGAUCCUCCACUCGAGGAGAUGAUCUCUGCGCAAGGCGCGUCGGCGGGCACCCACGUGCCCUCUGCUACCGAGGAGGAGCCGUCGUCCACCACCGCCACGCGAAGCGCAGAUCAGCUUGCUCCCUCGGACGAGCCUCUUGCCACGCCCCGUGCUUCUCAAGACGCCCCUGCAGGCGAGCCCGCCGAUCCAGGCCCAAGUACCCAGACUUCGCCUGUCGAGGACGAAGAUCAUCGCAGAUUUUCGGAACGUGACUCCACACCUACUGCAGAUCCGCCGCGCACGGCUUCGCCGUCUUCGGACUACCAUGACGCCAACAGUACCCAUGAUGAGGAGGGCGAACAACAGCAGGCUCCCGCUGCUCAUGCGGCGCCUGAAGAGAGCUCGUCGGAGCCGGCACAGCAGGCGGAGGGGCACGAGGCGGAGGGACACAAGCCGUCGGCUGUCGAUCAGCAGUCCGCGAGGGAGACGGACGCGUCUGUCUCUACGUCGGAGGACAAGCACGACGAGGUCUCCGCGACCCCUGACGAGGACGCAUGGGGUCUAAGCGAGGAAGUAUCAGGUCUGAGCGAGGACACUUCGAAGUCCGGCGAGGACGUGUCAAAGCUUGACGAGGGCGCGUCAAAAGACGGCGGGGACGAGCCCCAGGUGACGGAGACCACACCUGCCGAGGAGCCCGUUCAGCAACCCUCGCUCUCACCCUCCUCUGUCGAGCCCGCAUCGCAGCUAUCUCCUGAGGAGACCGUCCCGGAGAGCGGUGCUCAGUCGUCUGCCACGCAGGAGGACGAGAUAGCCCAACAGGUAGCAUCGGGGGACGCGGAAGAGGCUCAGCAGCCCCAGGUGCCUCUUCCGGAGCCCACGUUGCCCGACCCUCUGUCGUCGGAGCAGUCUAGUGAGACCGUUGCGCUGUCGGAGCAGUCUGAUGAGACCGUCAAGGCUGAAAAGUCUGUUAUCGACGACGUCCGUGCUGUAACAUCUGUGGAGAACGUUGGCGAGGACAAAGACGCGAAGGUCGAGGCAACCGAGACGAACGCGACCGAGACCGAGACGCCACCACCAGCGGCCGCCUUGGAACAGACUGACGAGCCUGCUGUCGUCGCCGACGAUCCUCAGCUACGUUCCACUGAGCAAGAUGUCGACGGAAUCAGCAACGGAGUCAGCCACGAGGCCGUGACUACAGAGGCGAAGCCGGCGCAGGGCCCAGACCAGACCGACGACGCGCCGCAGGUGCCAGGGAACAGCACGAGGUCGACCUCGACUCCUUCCGAGCCUCCAGCUACCGACACUCCCGCUUCGACCACGUCCGCGGACAAAGCCACGGCGACGAUGCCGGCUACGCCGUCGUCGCCAACCGUCAAACUGGCGUCCGGCCGUGAGAUGCAACUAGUCAGCCUCGACUCUGAAUCGAGGGAGCAGACGCCUGCUGCAAGCGCAAGCGGUACUCCCGCGGGCUUAUCCCCGAGUCCAAGUGGUACUCCCUCAGGCGCGUCGCCGAUCCCGAGCAGUUCACGACAGACGAGCCCUCCUGCGUCGAUGAUACCCGAGGGCAAGGAUACGUCGACAUCUUCCCCGUCUGUACCGAUGGCCAAGGCUGCCGAGAAGUCCCUGCGGCUUCCACAACUCGAUACUACUCUUGGGCCCCUAGCUGACUCUGUGCGUCCCGCCGGACCCUCAGCUAAUCACCAUGCAAACCCCUGGCAACAUUCGCCUGCAGGGGGUCAGGCUUCGUCGUCGUCUUUCACGAGGAGCCCCGUUGGUGGACGAGCCCCACCUUAUUCACCUGCUCCUCAGGCGAAGAGCCCUGCAUGGGGGUCUGCAAGAACCUGGGUCACAUCACUCACGUCGUCGUUGGGGCUCGGCUCCCAAUCAGAGCCCACCACUCGCAACCCGUCCCAAGAGAGGGAACAACCUCCUCCGCCUCCUCGUACGUCCCUCACACCUGCGCCUGCUCACACCCGCCAAGAACAGGGAGCGGGACGAGGAGCUGGACGAGGUGCAUGGGCCCCAGGCACAAAGAAGAGUUGGUCAGCAACUGUAUCGGCGUCGACAAUCUCGCAGCAAAAUACGACGCCUCCUCGAGAACAGUCACAGAAAACACCCGCACCACCACUCGCAUCCCCAUCAGGCCCCUCGCCUGCACCUGAACCGUCGGGGGGCUCAAGCCAGGUGCCUGACAAGACUGCAGCUAGUGAGACUUCCGAUACAACGUCGCCGAAGACAAAGGCGUUGGAGGCGGCCGGAGAAGCUGUCGAGCUUCAGAAGACCGAGUCCGGACUGGAGCAGGAGGACGUGUCGACCGACAGUGUCCUCGUCGAUGCGGACACACCCAGCGCUGUGAAUGGCGGAUCAUCUCGCAUCGGCGACGCCGAGGUUGCCUCCGGUCAGCCCAAACCCCCGACCCAGGCUAGCAUGCCGUGCCGGAAUGAGGCAGGAGGGCAGGACAGUACCCAAGGCGCUGUCAGUGGUUCUGACGAGGACCUUGUGGAGAUCACCCUUGACGAUGCCGCCUGUGCUCUCGAGGUGGUCACUGGGACGACGCAGAAGCCCGAAGAUGAUGAUGAUGAGGACAACUUACCCCUCAAUAAAGCGGUAGAGCGUCUUCGUCAGCCCACGGGGGGGUCUGUGUCGAGCACGCUCACGUCUGAUACCGAGACACAAGCCGACGAGGACCAGAUGUCCAGUAGUACUGACCGGCGGAAUAGGCCCGAGAUUCGGAUACCGGGCCUCACUACCAAGUCUCAAGGAGUGAAUUCGCCCAUUGCCGAUAGUCCUGUUGUUGGGAGUCCCUCACCGUCUGACUCUGCAGCCACGAGGAAGCAGCGAAAGAAAGCUAGACAGAACGCGAAGAGAAAAGCAGAGAGCGGUGGCACAUGAACAUUGUGCAUCGUCUUAGGGGUUCCAUUGCAUGUCAUAUCUCUGCAUGUUCUAUGUCGUUGUCUCCUGCCUCGAUACCCAAUUUAUCCACAUGUAUUCCCAUUAUAGCGUAGUAUACUGUAUGAUCCCUCUGUACCAUAGCAUUGUCUUCUUCAUUGACAACACGCAUCAUUGAAAC